Molecule: messenger RNA, 1269 nt
Organism: Lachancea fermentati
Lineage: Eukaryota; Fungi; Ascomycota; Saccharomycetes; Saccharomycetales; Saccharomycetaceae
Source: the annotation of a GenBank genome assembly
AUGUCAGCCUCAGAUGCUACUGAACAAUUGAAUGAUUUGUCCCUCAAGGAACAGACUGUCACUCCUUGGGAUGUGGAGGGUGCAGUCGAUGAGAACGGAGUUGUCCAGUCGAUCGAUUAUGAUAAGCUUAUUAAGCAAUUCGGUACCAAGCCCAUCACAGAGGAUACAUUAGCUCGAUUUGAACAAGUGACUGGACAAAGACCACAUCACUUUAUGCGCAAGGGCCUCUUUUUCAGUGAACGUGACUUCAACAAGAUUUUGGAUCUGUACGAACAGGGAAAGCCUUUUUUCCUUUACACUGGCAGGGGUCCUUCUUCCGACUCUAUGCAUCUUGGUCAUAUGAUCCCUUUCAUGUUCACUAAGUGGCUUCAGGAUGUCUUCGACGUACCUUUAGUUAUCGAAUUGACCGAUGACGAAAAAUUCUUGUUCAAACAAAAAUUGACCAUUGAGGACGUCAAGAAAUUCGCCAAAGAGAACGCUAAAGAUGUGAUCGCUGUUGGCUUUAACCCAGAAAACACAUUUAUUUUCUCUGAUUUGGAAUACAUGGGCGGUGGUUUUUAUGAAACCGUUGUGAGAGUGUCUAGACAGAUCACCGGCUCCACUGCGAAAGCCGUAUUUGGAUUCAAUGACUCUGAUUGCAUUGGUAAGUUCCACUUUGCUUCCAUUCAAAUUGCUAGUGCUUUCCCUAGCUCAUUCCCUGAAGUACUUGGGCUGCCACCAAAAACCCCAUGUUUGAUUCCUUGUGCUAUCGAUCAAGACCCUUACUUUAGAGUUUGCAGGGAUGUCGCUGACAAGCUCAAAUACAGCAAGCCUGCCCUACUACACUCCAGAUUUUUCCCCGCUCUACAAGGUUCUACUACGAAGAUGAGUGCGUCGGAUGACACGACCGCCAUUUUUAUGACAGAUACACCAAAGCAAAUUCAGAAGAAAGUUAACAAGUACGCUUUUUCGGGUGGUCAGGUUUCUAUUGAGGAUCACAGAAAAUAUGGUGGUAACCCUGAUGUUGAUGUUGCUUACCAAUACUUGAGUUUUUUCAGAGAUGAUGAUCAACUACUUAAAGACUGUUACGACAAAUACAAGUCCGGAGAAAUGCUUUCCGGUGAGAUGAAGAAACUGUGUAUAGAAACUUUGCAGGAAUUUGUCGCUUCGUUCCAAGAACGUAGAGCCAAGGUCGAUGAUACCGUUCUGGCCCAGUUCAUGAAGCCUCACAAAUUGGUAGGUGGUCAAAAAGAAAGGCUCGUGCCAGUGAAGCCUAAAGAGAAGAAGUAG